CACCAAUGAAUGCAAUGACAUUUCACAACUGCGCAGCAAUGAUGCGCGCUAUUAAAAUAUUGACAACAAAAAUGCCGUCGGAAAGCCCAGCGGUUCAAGCACAAACAGAAAAACCGCAACAUUACUUGUAUUUAAAAGAAUUUAGAACACAACAAUGCCCGUUAUUCCUACAACACAAAUGCACACAGCAUAGACCGUUCACUUGCUUUCACUGGCAUUUUAUGAAUCAGAGACGAAGAAGACCUAUUCGGAAACGAGAUGGAACUUUUAAUUACAGUCCAGAUGUGUACUGUACCAAAUAUGACGAUACAAAUGGUCUUUGUCCCGAUGGAGAUGAGUGCCCUUUCCUACACAGAACAGCAGGAGACACUGAACGAAGGUACCACUUGAGGUAUUACAAAACAGGAACUUGUGUCUAUGAAACAGAUUCCAAGGGAAACUGUGUCAAAAAUGGGCCACACUGUGCAUUUGCGCAUGGAGCUCAUGACCUUAGACCCCCAAUUUAUGACAUCAGAGAGUUGCAGGCAAUCGAGACCCCAGAUCUGAAAGCUUCUCUCAGUUCUUCUUCAGGAACACCCAGUAGUUUGGAAAAGGACAAAAUUCUGGCUGAGGACCCAAAGUGGAAUGAUACCAAUUAUGUACUGGCUAAUUAUAAGACAGAACCAUGCAAGAGACCUCCCCGAUUAUGUAGGCAAGGGUAUGCCUGUCCAUCAUAUCACAACACUAGAGACAGGCGAAGAAGUCCAAAGAAGUGCAAGUAUAGGUCGACCCCGUGUCCUAAUGUAAAACAUGGUGAUGACUGGGGAGAUCCAACACAGUGUGAAAAUGGGGACAAUUGUGCUUACUGUCACACCAGAACAGAACAGCAGUUCCACCCAGAGAUUUACAAGUCUACUAAAUGUAAUGAUAUGGUACAGACAGGAUAUUGUCCAAGAGGGCCAUUUUGUGCCUUUGCUCACGUGGAACAGGAAAUAACUACCCAGAGAGAUGUUUUGUCAACAAGUGAGAAUUCUCUGGCUGCAUUUAUGAGCACAGUUUUACCCAUAGCUGAGAACCCUCAAACGAUAUACACACUUAACACAAGUGAUACCCAUUCUAAAUCAAAUCAGAAUGGUUCUAGUAGUUUACCUAAAUUACCGGUUCCUAUAGGAAAAGAACGAGCCAACAGUAUUCCUUAUGCUACUAUCACUAGUAACAAUAUAGCAACUAAUCAACAGCUACAGACCAGUAGCCCGCUCCCAGAGCCAAUAGGAAAAGGUCGUUCUAGCAGCACAUCCAGUAGUAUUACAUCAGACUCAGGAUUCUAUCAACGAGCCCCGGGGUCAGAGAGAGAAGACUCGCAAAUGGUCAGUAUGAAAUUACGUCAACAAUUACAGUCUAUAGAUUCUGACCAAACAAUAGAUCUGGUAGAGAAAGCUAAGCGUAAACAGAAUCUAUUGAUGCUGCACAGUUUAACCUUCUCCACUAGUGCUACCCCCAGCCCUGUAGCAAAUCAACAGCCCAAUGUGUCCACAAUGUCCCCUCUGGCUCCUGCCUUCUACCCCCCAGGGGAUACCGUAGGAUCUGUUAUAGGUCAUGCUUUGGAUGACUUAUGUUUAGAUGAUAUUGAUAUUAACAGUAUAGACCGAGAACUAGAUAAAGAUGAAAUUAACUCUCUUAGUAGCUCUUUAAGUGCAGGGAUACCAACUUCAGGUUAUGGUGCACAGUCCAUACCCAUUGGAAUCCCAGGAGGCCUUCAGAGGGGAAGUAUUGGGAGUCUUUCCCAGUCCCCACCUUCACCCUUCGGUAGCUUUUCUCAUGGUCUGUUGACAGGAAAUCAAAAGCAGGAGUCUGGUGAACCAAAUAUUUCCUUGCUGGGUUACCACAAUCACAACAAAUUUAGUGAUGUAAAUUCCAUGUCUCCUAGAAGUGGCCCUGGGGGGCCGCACUCUCCACUAUAUUCCUCCUCAAAUCUAUCCAAUAGUUCUCAAGGAGCAGAUAUGCAGAAGUUACGAGAGGAAUUCCAGCAUUAUAAGACGAGACAAGAACAUUGGGAGCAAGCUUAUUCUCAGGCUAAAAGUGCAUGUGAAGCAUGGAAGAGAGAGGCUGAGGAAUCUCUCAGAAAAGCAAAAUCAGCAGAGGAGGAAAAGGCCCAGGCGGUCAAACAGAGAGACGAGGCUCUUGGUAGAAUAUCAAAGAUACAAUUAGAUCUGGAAAAAAUGGGUGGUGGAUCCAAUAGUGUAAGAUUACUUCAUCAGGUAAACGAAAUAGAAAAAUUACCUAUUCCUCAGCUUAGACAGAUACAGCAACAACUUAGAAUGGAUAUGGACAAAUUAGACAAGGUGAUCAUGUAUCAGCAGAACCUGAAAUGUAUUAUGUGUCAGGAUAGAAACCGUAGUAUUACAUGUGUGCCGUGCAACCACAGGGUCAUGUGCGAAGCAUGUGCUGGAAAAUCCACAGAGUGCCCCAUGUGUCACGUCCAACGGACCAAUUACCGCUUGUAAUGGCGGGAACAACUAGGAUCUUCAAAUUGUUUUAGUGACUCAAGUGCUAAUAAUGACGCUUUGUUAAGCAGGUUUUCAUAUUGUUAAGAUACAACUAAAUUUUUAAGAAUUUAAAGUUUGGACGUUUCUCCCCUAAACUAUGUGUAAAUUAUGGUCUGCUUUGUACUGAUAGUAUGUUAUACUUGUUUGUAAGGUUGUUUCCAAAUUAAUCAGUGCAUACUUUAUUUAUACAUUGUACAGAUUGCUCGAAUUUUCAUCUUUUAUGUAUUUCAACAAAUGAAAUUUCACCAUUUGCAAUGUUAUAACUUCACUCAUGCAAGCAAAAAAAUACUACCCCAUUUAUGAACUUGAAUAAAUUUUGGUGAUAUGAACAUCUGAUUAACAAUAUGCAAUAGAGAGGGAGGUUUUAUGAAGAAUGGGUGUAUGGUGUGAGCCUUAUAUAAAUACAUGUAAAUAUACUUACUAGGGUUUUGUUUUUGUCAGAAGCGAUUAUAGUGUCUGUGAUUCAGUAAUGAUCAUUCAUUAACAUAUUUUAGAGUAUUUGUCUGUGUAAAUUAAUGUAGACUGUUCUUGAACUGUGUUUCUUUUAUUUUUUAGUUUAUGUUUGGUUUCAAAUUAUUUGGAGUUACUAGUGCUAUGACCUGAUAUAAUAACAAAGGUUUUAUUAUUCAUUCCAAGAGAAAUAUCAGUCCAUCUUUGUAAUUUUUUUUUUCAUUGUGAGUUGAAAUGUAGAGUAUAUUACAUAGGAAAUAAUAUAACAUUUCAUUGUCUUUAGUUUCCAUGGCAACAGAAUGUUGCUAUGAAGUGAAACAUUCUGUCACUAAGCUAAAACACUGAGAAAGGGGAACUUUGUUCCAAAAUGAAGUUUGAAUGUAGAGAGGAUCCAUUCUAUGUUGAGAUAAAUUUUAAUUAUUUAAAAUUAAAACAGACAUAUAAAAUUAGUCAGUACAUGUACUCCACUGGGACAGCUGUCACAUCUCCACUUCUAUAUAUAGAUAUUUUUCAUACUUUAAAUUUGUUUUCAUUUUCAUUUUUUUCCUAUUUGGAAGUCUGUUCUUGUGAUUUGCUUAAAAACAAAAAGAAGAUUUUGGUUAGGGAAACUUCAGGCUACUGGAUAGCUGAUAGGUUUUUUAAAAGUGGUUGUGUAACUCAUUGUUAAUGAUAUAUUGCUAAGAAUUGAGUUCAUUCAGAAAUAGACAGAGAUCUCAGAUGUCUUUGGGUUUGAUGUAAAUGCCAUCCUUGCCUGAAAGAAAAAGGUUCUAUGGAGAGAAAGAAAAACUUAUUAAAGAACUUUUUGUGAAACUUUGAAAUUGCAUGCCCUGGCCCCUUGUUCUUGUGCAUGCUGGCUCAUACACUUAGAAAAAUGGGUAAGGGCAUCAGGUGUAUAUUUGAUAGUUUAUAAAAUGUAGUUCUCAUUAGUCAUAUUUAAGAAUUUUGAACUGUAAGCCUUAUCACAGUUUUUAACUCACAAAUCAUCGACUAGCCUUCAAUGCUAUGCAAAAACACA
Molecule: messenger RNA, 3990 nt
Organism: Saccostrea echinata
Lineage: Eukaryota; Metazoa; Mollusca; Bivalvia; Ostreida; Ostreidae
Product: RING finger protein unkempt homolog
Exons: 16
Coding region: 6-2483 (825 amino acids)
Molecular function (GO): metal ion binding
Source: RefSeq, a predicted model, not a curated record